Molecule: messenger RNA, 1461 nt
Organism: Amaranthus tricolor (Joseph's coat)
Lineage: Eukaryota; Viridiplantae; Streptophyta; Magnoliopsida; Caryophyllales; Amaranthaceae
Exons: 12
Coding region: 161-979 (272 amino acids)
Biological process (GO): positive regulation of SREBP signaling pathway
Source: RefSeq, a predicted model, not a curated record
ACCCAUAUGGGUCAUAACGGGAUCCAGUUCCACGAUUCUGGUCCGGGUCCAUAGAUCCGUUGCCAUCCAUCUCACAGCGGGAGAGUGCAGGGCAGAAGUGAUGUAAAUAGAAAACAAACAUUGGAGACUUCCGAAAAUUAGAGUCUCCAGCGAAAGGAGAAUGCUGGUAUUGAAUACUUUGAAUUGGGUUUUCGUCCACCUUCUCUUCAUUUAUUUCUCCUCAACUUCAUUAGCUAUCAGGAGGGAUACAGGUCUUGAAUUUGAAGUUCGUGCAUGCAGGAAUACAGUUCAAGGAAGAUAUUUAUUAGCUGAUGACAGUGGAUAUAUAUGUGAUGCUCUGUCAGUGGAUCCUCAAUCACGCUGUUGUCCCAGGAAAGGAGAACACUACUCUUGUCAGGGAUGCAACCUGAUUUCUCAAUGUUGCAACUCCUACGAAUUCUGUGUUUCUUGUUGCCUGAAUCCGUUGCAGACUAAAAAAGAGUUGGCUGUGAAGGUGAAGAUAGCCAAGGCAGAAACUGCAGGUACUUACAAAUCUGUUUUUGAUUUUUGUGCUGGGAGGUGUCGUCACAAUUCUGAGAGUGUGGUUCAUGAAAAUGCUUAUCUAAGUGAGUUCCACCACUGCUUUUCUUUGACAUCAAAUUCAUCAGGAUCGUUAGAUACAUUGAUGGAAUCUAAAUUGGCUGGCAUUAGCAUUGUUGUUGGAAGGCAAGGUGAGUCAUGUAACGCUGUUUGUAAGUUGAGUGGGAAGUCAUGUGUUCCUAGCAGGCUUUUGGUGCUCAACCAAUGUGAAAUCAUUCAGAAAUACAUGAAUUGCAAAGCAGGUUGUAUAGCUAGCAUGGGAUCAGAUCAGCCAGCAGAAGUUGUUGAUGAUGCACCUAAGCAUCUGUACCCGGGAGCAUGCUUAUAUACAAAAUCACAGACGAUGUUCACCUGCGAUGGUUUGCAUCAACAUACAAGAAGGCUAUGUCCCUGUGCUUAGUAAUACUUAUCGAAGUCCGUUCUUCCAUAUUGAACUUAUUCAGGAUUUGCUUGUUUGAGGUAAAAUCUCAAGAUAGAAAAUGGACCGAAGUUUGCCAUCACUUGUGCUAAGCCGGUGUUUGUCGAGUAUACGACAAUGCAUAAUUUGAUUCAACAGCGAUGAUAUGAUAUUACAACAAUCUUGUAGAUCAAUAUGAUGGCUCUUUUCUACACCAUGUAUUGGUUUAGAAAUGUACAUCAUCUGAAUUCUUUGCCAUUCUUUUAAAAAAAAUUGACUAAAAUUUAAUUGUUUUUUUUUCCAUUUUACAUUUUAAGAUCAAAAUCAACAUUUGAGUAAUUCGACCUCUAAACGGUUCAGAUCAGAUUAACUCAAUUCAUUUGAAAAUAGUUUGAUAGGUCUUGUAUUCCAAAAUAUCUUAGAAAUAGUUAUUAUUAAUCUAACUUUGAUACUUCUCUUGGAAAAUCAAAACAUGAUUCUUUUCC